AUGGCCUCGUCGACAAGUACCAUGGCUGUCGAAGAAGAGCAGUUCGGUAGCGCAGAACAGAAGAUCCGUCAUGUUCUCAAGGCCUAUACUUCGGGAAAGCUGUUCUUCCCUCGCCAUCUGCUAGAAGACCUUAGCCGCCAGAUUGACCAGGGUUCCGAUGAGGUCCACAUCGCUGAUCUGGAUGGUGUGCCACAGAAACAUAGCCUCAAGGUUCCAUCUUGCAUUCAAUCCAUGACCGCCAUCAAUCCAUUCAUGCCCGACGAGAUUCUACAAGACCAGCCGCCAGUGGCGAUUUGCUAUACGCGUCAAGAUAGAAGACAUGAGAACCCCCUGGAGGAAGUCCACAAGGAAUUUGUGAGGCAGCGCGAAGUAUGGCAGACAAGCGAAGCAUGUGAGAGCUUGCAGAAGCAGCUGGCGACGCUCGCUCUCACUCGGCCCAUCAAGAAGAUUGUCUGUUUUGCUUUGGGGACCAUGGAUCGUCUAAACACACGUUGUGCCACACGCUCGCAUAUGCAGCAUGCCGCGGUCGAGACUGUCGCAGAGGCACUCAAGAAAAGACAAAAUCACCGCUCAGAUGAGAUUCAAUGCUUUGCACAGGACCCGGCCUAUGAUGACGUGGACCUCGAGCUGCUCAGGAUCAUUGGGAUUACGCGCCUGGAAGAUCCAAAGGGUUUUCUGGAAAUUGAUGAAGCCACUUUUGUCUUCUCUGUCAGUCCCAACGUCCCAGUCAAACAAAUCGUCGCCGACGUCCAAUGGCCGGCAGCUAUGCUUUGGAAUACUGUCAGGCCUUGCGAGCCGGACGUCGCCAAGUGGCAGAAGAGGGUGAAGAACGGAGAGAUUACCUGGGUGUGUCCUUAUACUACCGAUCCGGACUCCUCUCGCGUACGAAGGAUGGUGGGUCAUUACGAACAGGCUACAGUGUUUGAUACGGAAGAUUGGUUCGGAGAUCUGACACUGUAUAUGAGAUAA
Aspergillus clavatus NRRL 1 is the source of this 969-nucleotide messenger RNA. RefSeq names its product SRR1 family protein. The record is from RefSeq and is a predicted model, not a curated record. The coding region runs from base 1 to 969 and encodes 322 amino acids. The transcript is spliced from 3 exons. Lineage: Eukaryota; Fungi; Ascomycota; Eurotiomycetes; Eurotiales; Aspergillaceae.